Messenger RNA from Poecilia reticulata (guppy), 1243 nucleotides. RefSeq names its product apolipoprotein Ea (gene apoea). The record is from RefSeq and is a predicted model, not a curated record. Gene Ontology annotation, molecular function: phosphatidylcholine-sterol O-acyltransferase activator activity; cholesterol transfer activity; phospholipid binding. Gene Ontology annotation, cellular component: low-density lipoprotein particle; extracellular region; chylomicron. Gene Ontology annotation, biological process: phospholipid efflux; cholesterol efflux; lipoprotein metabolic process. NCBI's taxonomy places the organism in Eukaryota, Metazoa, Chordata, Actinopteri, Cyprinodontiformes, Poeciliidae.
GCCACCCAUUGUUGCUAGGAAACGGUAAAAAAAAAAACAUUGAUCAUGUGACCAAAUAGUCAGAAGCAAGGCGUCAUUUCAACGAGUCUGUAAAGCUGGUGCUGAAGAGUUCGAAGAGUUCCUUCGUGGUUCUGACCCUGCUGCAUGUUCAGAGUGCAACGUGGAGCCAAAACAACAAACACAGCAAUAAAAGGUGACAACAGCACAGUCCGUGCUGGGAACUUCGGACGCAGGUCAGAAAUCUUCCAGACAUUUAUUGGAUCUCAUCGGUGCCACCUGAUCUGUAUAAAUACUCAGAGAAGGAUUCGUUCGGCCUCACGGACGUCACAGAUCUGAGCUUCCGGUCAUCAUGAGGGUGUUUGCAGUUAUCCUCGCUCUUGCAGUCAUCUCAGGAUCCGGUGCACGAAGCGUUCUCCAGGACGACUGGCAGGGCACGUGGGAGGUGACGGUGGAAAAGUUCAAUGAUUACAUCACAGAGCUGAAUUCCAGGGCUGAUGGAGUGGUGAAGGACAUCAGGAGCUCCCAGAUCAGCCGAGAGCUCGACACCCUGAUCCAGGACAGCAUGUCGGAGCUGGCCUUGUACCGGGACGACCUGCAGACCAAGCUGGCCCCCUACACCCAGGAGGCUGCAGAGCGCUUUGGGAAAGACCUGCAGCUGCUGGUGGACAGACUGCGUGGACACAUGACCGACGCCCGCGGCCAGAUGGAGAACUACCUGCAGGAGCUCCAGACCAUGGUGGAGCAGAACACCGACGACGUCAAGGCCCGAGUGUCCACCUACACCCGGAAGCUGAAGAAACGCCUCCAGAAGGACACCCAGGAGAUCCAGAGACACGUUUCCGACUACAUCGAGGAGCUGCAGAGCCGCGCCUCGGACAACGUGGAGAGCAUGAAGACCAGACUGGACCCGUACUUCGCUCAGGUACGGGACAACGCCGAGGCCAAGAUCACCACCCUGAACGAGCUGCUGAAGACGCAGGUGGACAGCGUGAGGGACCAGGUCCAGACCGCCGGCGAGGACCUGCGCUCCGCCCUGGGCGCCAAGAUGGAGGAGCUGCGCAACUGGUUCGAGCCGUUUGUCUCCAUGAUCAGAGAAACCCUGUAAACUGGGCUCUGAAACCAGUUCAUGUGGCAGAAUUCACCAAUAAAACCAGUUACACACCAGAUGUUUGUCUCCUCAACGCAAUUACUGUUAAAAUGUUGAGAUCUUCACAAAUAAAAGCUCAGAAGAAAAAACUCCAAA